Messenger RNA from Ruditapes philippinarum (Manila clam), 4119 nucleotides. Its product is annotated as exonuclease mut-7 homolog. Gene Ontology annotation, molecular function: 3'-5' exonuclease activity; nucleic acid binding. The coding region runs from base 10 to 2685 and encodes 891 amino acids. The transcript has 13 exons. Lineage: Eukaryota; Metazoa; Mollusca; Bivalvia; Venerida; Veneridae. Gene Ontology annotation, biological process: nucleobase-containing compound metabolic process. The record is from RefSeq and is a predicted model, not a curated record.
GAACAAGAAAUGCAGCAAAUCAUCACUAACUUAGAACACAUGUGGACAGAUGAUACUAGAAAAGACAAAUCUAACAGAGAUAUUGCACAAUAUCUGUCCAACAUGCUUUUCAGAUCAUGUAACCCAUUCGCGUUAGUUUUAUUUCUGAUUGACAAAGCUAAAGACACUCACACUGCCAAGACUACAACCCUGUCUUUUUUCAUGAUGAAGGAGUUUGAUAAAUGGUGUAAAAUGAAUAAUAGUAAACUAGACAUAGAAAAACUUAUCUCUAAAGAUAUACAAAUGAAAAUCUAUGAUAUUUGUACUAGAAAUCACAUGACCAUGUUCGAUAUGGCCGUCCGAUGUUUUCAUUUGUGUUACCAUGGAAAUGAUCAUUUUCUUCCAAGGAUUCGAAAAUUCAUAGAGAAUAAGAAAUUCAAAGAGGCAGCCCAUUGUGCAGGUAAACUUGGAUUGCAGCACCAUUUUGAUAUGAGUGAGAUAGUUCUACCACUGAUUCUACAGGACAAAGUUAAUUUACUUGAGGUUUAUGUCAGCGGCUUUCCAGAGCAUCAAGAGAUGCUCGUCCGAUAUUUAGAUCAUCUUUGUGACAGGGAAACUGAUUUAGAUCUGGUACAAAGCUCUAUACCGAAGGUGUCCGGGGUGAAGAUGGACAAAUUUCAACGGAAACCUCUUAGUAAACUUGCUGUGAGGCUGCUUAAACUGUAUAAAAUACCACAAGACAUGUGUCCAAAUAUUUCCAAUGUUAGAGGUCUUGGUGCCUUGAGAUAUCUACUUCACAAGAGAUUUAUUGAGAAAGGAAUGGGUGCAGGGAGCUGGGAGGAGAUGGUGAGAGGAGCUGUGGGGGAUAAUGACUUCAUGAAGGAACAAUUAGUGGAGCAACUUGCACUCUAUAAUGAGUUGGAGGAGGCAGCUAAAUGGGCGAGUGUUUAUAAUCUCAGUGAUUCUGUGAUCCCAGAGGCUGUCUGCAGUGUUAGAGAUGACCUGAUCAGUAAUAAAGCCAACAAUUCAGAGAACAACAUUUCUAUGCAACAAGAUUCUGCUUGUGGUGACACGGAAGAGGAUUGGGAAAACUCAUGUUAUACUGAAGCAGAGAUAAACUUGAGCUAUUAUCAGCUUAAUCUACCAUUGGAGAACAUAGAAAUUGUAGACACACUGGAAAAAUAUGACAGCUGUAUGACGCGCCUGACACAGCCGGGUAGUGUGGUGGGAAUAGAUUCCGAGUGGCGGCCAGCAUUCUGUGGACAGAUACAGAAGGUAGCAUUAUUACAGUUGGCAGUGAAGGACAGAGUAUUCCUCCUGGACUUGGUAUCCCUGGACAAAUUAUUUACAGAGAAGAUGUGGCAAGAAUUUGCUCAGUCUUUCUUCUGUUCAAGUGAUGUACUCAAAUUGGGUUAUGGGAUAGAAUCAGAUUUGAAGAUGAUACUUAGAACAUUUCCAUGUAUUAAAGAGAACAUGUUAGGCGUGAAGAGGAUUAUUAAUUUGGAACUCCUUGCAAAAAAGUUUGUGUUGAAAGAUAUAUCCCCCGUGUUUGAUGAGGACGAUGACAGCGAUAAAGUACGUAAACCAGACGGUGCCGCUGUCGAUGAUGACAACAGUGACUCUACAGGUUUUAGUGCAACUGCAGAGAAAGGUCUGAGUGAGGUUGUAAGAAAGUGUUUUGGUAAACCAUUAAAUAAGUCUGAACAAAUGUCAGAUUGGGAGCGAAGGCCACUUCGUGUGCAGCAAAUACGUUAUGCUGCACUAGAUGCUUACGUUCUUUUGGAACUAUAUGAGGUAUUGCUGCAGUUGUCAAAGCAACAAAAUUCUAAUAUUGAUAUGGAGCCUAUGAUUUCUAUGAAAUGGUUAAAACCAAGUAAAAACGAGAAACGUCGUGCCAAGCAGAGAGGUGACCAUAAACAAAAAGCACCAAAAAAAUUGCCAGCGCGGCAAACUCCUGUAUCAGGUGAACCAAGUUCUCCAAAGUCACUUAGAGUGGUUGUUGACACCAUGUUAUCUGGACUUGGAAAGCAGUUAAGAAGUUGUGGGGUAGAUGUGUACAUAGUAGAACCAUAUGCUGAUCAUGACAGGGCUGUUCAGAUAUCCAGGAAAGAAAAUAGAAUUGUUCUUACAAGUGGAUUACCCUAUGAUAUGAUUGUUGGUCAAGUAGGUUAUGAGAUGUGCUACAAUGUAAUGUGUGAUACAGCCAAAGACCAGGUCAUAGAAGUUUUAAACCAUUUCAACAUCAGGGUACAACAACACGAUAUCUUUAGCAGAUGUCAGGUGUGUAAUGGAGAUGUCUACCUGACCAUACCUUCCAAAGACAUGGAGCUGUUAGCCCAGCGUAAAGUCCAAAUGAUCUCAGGUCAGUCUUCAAACAGCUCGGACCAAACUGUACAUGAAAAAGUCCAGCUUCCGGAACUUGUGACCGAUUUACCAAAGAACUCAGAAUUGGAGACAAAAUUUGCUGAAUAUGGAAUAGACUGGACCACUGUCACAGUAUUAGGAAAUGGUGCUUCAAUACAGACAGAAACAGUGAUACAGUCUAUUUUCAGUAAAGUGGACACAUUUUAUUGUUGCGCGACCUGUGGCAAGGUAUUCUGGGAAGGGACACAUUUUGAUCGUGUGUGUGAGCAGUUUUCACAUGUGCUAGGCACACAAGCAAAAGGACCAACUGUUUAUGAAAAGUUAAAUGAGAAUUUCUCUUGAUUAUUUUAAUUUGAAAAUGUCCAAAAAUGAUGAAUUUAUAGAUGCAAAACUAUUGGACCAAAAGAAACAUCAUAGGAUAGUUACAACUGUUUCGUACCAAGUGUUAACAUGUUUAUCUGUCGAAAUUGAAAUGACUUAAUCUGAUGCGAUCUGUUUAUAGAAUUUGUUUUUAUACAAAAAUAUUGACUGCAAAAUCCCAAUUUUUAGCGUUGUUUUCACUGUGAUUAACUAUGAAAAUCAGUAUUCUCCACUUUCUUGAAAUUGUAGAAAUUUUCUCAAAAUAACAGAAAUAUCAAUAAGUAAAUCAAGUAGUGCUGAAUUUAUAUCAUUGUGUCGCCUUGAAAAGGUGACAUAUAGGGGUUACUUUUGUCGGCGGCGUCUGUGUCGGCGGCGUCGUUGUCGGCGUCCCCUAAAGCUUGUCCGGAGCAUAACUCAGUCACUAUAAGUCUGAUUGACUUCAAACUUUGUAUGCAUGCUUCUUUCAAUAACCCGAAGUGCAGUGCACAAAGACCGGUACUCUGCAGUUCUUAAUUUUUGAGUUAUUGCCCUUUGUUAAUUUUCAUACUUUAAUUUUGUCCGGGCCAUUUCUCUUCAACUAAAAAAGCUAUGGACUUGAAACUUCAUAGGAUGAUAGAUCUCAUUAAGAAAAAGUGCAGUGCACAAGAACAGGUACUCUGCAUUUCUUAUUUUUUGAGUUAUUGCCCUUUGUUUAUUUUCAUACUUUAUUUUGUCCGGGCCAUUUCGCCUUAAGUAUAAAAGCUAUGGACUUGAAACUUCAUAGGAUGAUAGAUUUCAUUAAGAAGAAGUGCAGUGCACAAGAAUCGGUACUCUGCAUUUCUUAUUUUUUGAGUUAUGGCCCUUUGUUAAUUUUCAUACUUAAUUUUUGUCUAGGCCAUUUCUCCGAAAGUAUAAAAGUUAUGGACUUGAAACUUCAUAGGAUGAUGGAUCUCAUUAAGAAAAAGUGCAGUGCAUAAGAACUGAUACUCUACAUUUUUUAUUUUUUUAGUUAUUGCCCUUUGUUGAUUUUCUUACUUUAUUUUUGUCGUGGUCAUUUCUCCUCAAGUAUGAAAGCUAUGGACUAGGAUGAUAGAUCUCAUUUAGAAAAAGUGCAGUGUACAAGAACCGGUACUCUGCACUUAUUAUUUGUGUGUGAUUACCCUUUAUUAAUUUUCAUACUUUAUUUUUGUCCAGGCUAUUUCUCAUAAAUUAUAAAAAAUAUGGACUUGAAACAUCAUAGAAUGAUAGAUCUUAUUAAUAAGAAGUGCAGUGCACAGAAACUGCUGCUCUGCACUUAUUAAUUUAUUAGUUAUUGCCCUUUGUUAUUUUUCAUAUUUCAUUUUUCUCCUGGCCAUUUCUCCUAAACUAUAUUGUUCACAAGGCAACACAUCCGACUCGCGGAGUUCUAGUUAUUUCAUUAAAAUAGUGUACACUGUC